This is a messenger RNA of Ascochyta rabiei, 1548 nucleotides long. RefSeq lists its product as uncharacterized. The transcript has 2 exons. Bases 1 to 1548 code for a protein of 515 amino acids. Gene Ontology annotation, molecular function: monooxygenase activity; oxidoreductase activity, acting on paired donors, with incorporation or reduction of molecular oxygen; iron ion binding. Lineage: Eukaryota; Fungi; Ascomycota; Dothideomycetes; Pleosporales; Didymellaceae. The record is from RefSeq and is a predicted model, not a curated record.
AUGCCUCUCACAGCCUUCACACUGCACGAGCUUGUCCUUCGACGAGUUGAGGUCGACAACCUGACCCUACCAAUCCUAGCCAUCAACAGCGUCGUGUAUGCGAUCCUUAUUCACUAUACAGGCGUCCUCUACGCGACGGAAGUUGCUUUAGCACUUUGGUUGCCACUAUGGACAUAUAUUGGAGCAUAUCGCGCGUUCUUUCACCCUCUUUCGAGCUACCCAGGACCAUUAGGGGCGAGGAUCUCUAAAUGGUACGCCGUCAAGAAGGUAAUCGAAACCCAAUGGCACUGGCACAGGGUACAACAGGAUUUACAAAAACAAUAUGGAGACUAUGUGCGGACUGGUCCGAGAGAGCUAUCCAUUUUUGAUCCGGACGCGGUGCAGGUGCUUCUGGGUUUCCAAUCGAAAACCAGCAAAGGGCCAUUCUACGACGUGAUGGAAAAGUCACUACACCUGAACCGUGACAAGCCAUGGCACCGCCAGAGAAGGAAGAUCUGGGACAAUGCAAUGAAGACCUCCCUGUCAGACUUCGCGCCGCGUGUCGAGGAAAUGUGCGAUCAACUGCUCGCUCGACUGAGGCAGGCUGAUGAGAAACCAGUACUUCUCCUCGAGACGAUGACAUACUUCAGCUACGACACUAUGUCUGCACUUGCUUUCGGUAAGCCGAUGGGCUUCACCACAGGCGAGUCGAGCAAGAUAGCAGAUAGUAUUCUGAACACCUUCACACAAGGGCUGAGCGCGAUGGGCAUUAUGUACCACAUGCCCUGGCUAAUGAACGCGCUUGGAAUACUCACCUCACUCGCCGGCCCCUUGAGAGAUUGGACAGAUUGGAGCAUCAGCCAGAUGAAAGCUCGCAUGGCACUCAAAGACGCCCCCUCGGAUCUGAUUGGGGAGUUAAUCAAGCAUACACCUGACGGCGAUGCAGGUCAGGCCUUGCUCUACGGUGAAUCACGUCUCAUCAUUAGCGCAGGCAGCGAAACCACCUCUACGGCCCUUACAUUCAUAUUCAUGCAGCUCGCCACACAUCCGCAAUAUACAGACGCCAUCCGCGCCGAGCACUGUGCCAAUGCUUCCACCUACCACUGCGCUCGCUCCCUUCCCCUGCUCGACAGCGUCAUCAACGAAUCAAUGCGGCUUUGGCCGUCAGUCUUCUUCGCAUCUCAGCGCGUCACGCCUCCCGAGGGUCUUACCAUCAACGGACACUUCAUCCCUGGGAACACAAUUGUGCAGAUACCUCCUUUCGUGCUCAACCGUGAUGCUCGUAAUUUCGUCGAUCCGGAUUCAUUCGUGCCGGAAAGGUGGACGUCGAGACCGGAGAUGGUGAUGAACAAAGCUGCGUUCCUGCCGUUCUCGACAGGGUCGUAUAGUUGUGCGGGGAAGAAUUUGGCAUGGAUGGAGUUGAGAAGUGUAGUGGGUAGGGUAGUAAAUGAGUUUGAUGUGCGGCUGCCGGAGGAGUUUGUAGAGGAAACGUAUUGGGAGGGUAUUAGGGAACAUUUCACAGCGGGACCCCCAAGGCAGGAAGUCAGGUUCAUUAGAGUGGGUGAAUAG